GCCCAGAGCUCACAGCUGCAGGUGCCGGAGCGAGCAGCAACCAGCCGGAGGCAGAGGGUGUUUGUUGCCGUGUGACUCGGGCGCCAUGCGUGAGAUCGUGCACAUCCAGGCUGGCCAGUGCGGGAACCAGAUCGGAGCCAAGUUUUGGGAGGUCAUCAGUGAUGAGCAUGGCAUCGACCCCACUGGCAGCUACCAUGGUGACAGUGACUUGCAGCUAGAAAGGAUCAACGUUUACUACAAUGAAGCCUCUGGUAAUAAGUAUGUACCCCGUGCAAUCCUUGUUGACUUGGAGCCUGGCACAAUGGACUCUGUCAGAUCUGGACCAUUUGGCCAGAUCUUCAGACCUGACAACUUUGUCUUUGGUCAAAGUGGUGCUGGAAACAACUGGGCAAAAGGCCACUACACAGAGGGAGCUGAGCUAGUGGACUCUGUCCUGGAUGUGGUAAGGAAGGAAUCGGAAAGCUGUGACUGUCUACAGGGUUUCCAGCUGACCCAUUCUCUAGGUGGUGGCACAGGGUCUGGGAUGGGAACCCUCCUCAUCAGCAAAAUUAGGGAGGAGUACCCAGACCGUAUCAUGAACACCUUCAGUGUAAUGCCAUCUCCGAAGGUGUCAGACACAGUGGUUGAACCCUACAAUGCCACCCUUUCUGUCCACCAGUUGGUGGAGAAUACGGAUGAAACCUACUGUAUUGACAAUGAAGCCUUGUAUGACAUUUGCUUCCGCACGCUGAAACUCACAACCCCUACUUAUGGGGACCUCAACCACCUGGUCUCCGCCACCAUGAGUGGUGUGACGACCUGCCUCCGGUUUCCCGGACAGCUGAAUGCUGAUCUCCGCAAGCUGGCAGUCAACAUGGUGCCUUUCCCCCGUCUGCACUUCUUCAUGCCAGGGUUUGCCCCGCUAACUAGCCGUGGCAGCCAGCAGUACCGGGCUCUGACGGUGCCAGAGCUAACGCAGCAGAUGUUUGAUUCUAAAAACAUGAUGGCAGCCUGUGAUCCCCGCCAUGGCCGCUACCUGACUGUGGCAGCAAUAUUCCGUGGCCGAAUGUCUAUGAAGGAGGUGGAUGAGCAGAUGCUCAAUGUCCAGAACAAAAACAGCAGCUACUUUGUCGAAUGGAUCCCCAAUAACGUCAAGACGGCUGUCUGUGACAUUCCCCCCCGCGGCCUCAAAAUGUCUGCCACUUUCAUUGGGAACAGCACAGCCAUUCAGGAGCUGUUCAAGAGAAUCUCUGAGCAGUUCACGGCCAUGUUCCGGCGUAAGGCUUUCUUGCACUGGUACACUGGUGAGGGCAUGGAUGAGAUGGAGUUCACUGAGGCAGAGAGCAACAUGAAUGACCUGGUCUCAGAAUAUCAGCAAUACCAAGAUGCCACUGCUGAUGAGCAAGGGGAAUUUGAAGAGGAAGGAGAGGAGGAUGAGGCUUAAGAUUAAAAAGGUUUAGGAAAAUCUUUAGUAAAGGCAGGCAAGUGUUCUGAAUGAAGUCUGUUCACAGUUGUGGUGAAGCAUGCUUUAUUAUGUCCUUUGGUGCCCUCCACUGUUGCCUCUGUCAGCAGUUCUGUAACCUUGACAAUGUAACAGUAGUUGCAAAAAUAACUCUAAAAAUCUUCUGUUUAAAUGGCUAACUUCUCAAAUAUAAAAGGCAUCUGUGUUCUAAA
Molecule: messenger RNA, 1653 nt
Organism: Malaclemys terrapin pileata
Lineage: Eukaryota; Metazoa; Chordata; Testudines; Emydidae
Product: tubulin beta-2 chain
Exons: 4
Coding region: 86-1423 (445 amino acids)
Biological process (GO): microtubule cytoskeleton organization; mitotic cell cycle
Cellular component (GO): cytoplasm; microtubule
Molecular function (GO): GTPase activity; structural constituent of cytoskeleton; GTP binding
Source: RefSeq, a predicted model, not a curated record